AUGAGCAAGAGAAAAGCUCAUUACUCAUACAUACAUGCUCUCCAAAACACCAUGGCAACCACAACCCGAGACGAAUCCGAUUAUGAUAGCAGCUGUUCUUCCAUAACAGUGCAGGACUCCAGCCGGAGCUGGCUCAGCUCGGCCAGCCGCCGGAGCUCCAUAUCCCUCUCCUCCUCCGGCGACACCUAUAUCUCCAACUGUCACAAGCCACACCAGGCAAACCAAGCAGCCUGGGAAGCCAUGAAGCGCCUCCGCGGAGACAAAGGAGGCCAAGUCGGGCUCGAACAAUUCCGGCUGCUCCGCCGGCUCGGCAGCGGUGACCUUGGAAACGUGUACCUUUGCCAGAUUCGGAACCCGGUGGUGGGGUUGCCUCACUGCUUUUAUGCCAUGAAAGUGGUGGACAGAGAAGCUCUGGUGAUAAGGAAGAAGUUGCAGAGAGCAGAAAUGGAGAAGGAGAUUUUGGGCAUGCUUGAUCAUCCAUUUUUACCCACUUUGUAUGCAGAGUUUGAUGCCUCUCAUUACUCUUGCCUGGUUAUGGAGUUUUGUCCCGGUGGAGAUUUGCACGCAGCCAGACAACGCCAACCCGGGAAGCGGUUCAGCAUUUCAUCUGCUAAGUUUUAUGCAGCAGAAACUCUUCUGGCCCUAGAGUAUCUCCACAUGAUGGGUAUUGUUUACAGAGAUCUUAAGCCAGAAAAUGUGCUUGUUAGAGAAGAUGGUCACAUAAUGCUUUCAGAUUUUGAUCUCUCUCUCAAAUGCGACGUCGUUCCAAAGCUCCUAAGGCCAAAACCUGACCCACAAGCCAUUGACAAGAACAUAAAAACCUCAUGCUCAUCACCUUCUUGUGCAUUACCCAUCCAGCCAGUUCUCUCUUGUUUCUCAUCAUCCACCAAGAAAACCAAACCCACCAUCACAACAACAAUCACAGAACAAGUUGAUUUUCAAGAACACAAUCCAGAAUUAGUAGCCGAACCCGUUAACGCUAAAUCCAAAUCCUUCGUCGGAACUCACGAGUACUUGGCGCCGGAGGUGAUCUCCGGACAAGGCCAUGGCAGUGCUGUGGAUUGGUGGACUUUUGGGGUGUUCUUGUAUGAGCUCUUAUAUGGAAGAACACCCUUCAAAGGAGAGAACAAUGAGAAAACCCUAAUCAACAUAUUAAAGCAGCCAUUGAUUUUCCCAAGAAUUGGUGUUAGUACAAGCAGAGAAUAUGAAGAAAUGGUGAAAGUUCAAGAUCUCAUAAGCAGGCUGUUAGUGAAGAAUCCAAAGAAGAGAAUUGGAAGUUUAAAGGGUUCUGUUGAGAUCAAGAGGCAUGAGUUCUUCAAGGGUGUGCAUUGGGCUUUGAUUAGGUCAGUAAGGCCACCAGAGGUCCCUAGUGAUCUUCAGAAGAUUAGAAGUAGAGUUGUUUUACCUAAGUUAAGCAAGAAAGAGAGAGAUGAACCAUAUCAGAUCCCCCAUCAUUUUGACUACUUCUAAGUUCUAAGUGUAAAAAAAUUAGAUAGUAAGGAAAGCAAGAAUGUAUGAUACUAAAGAAAGAGUUGUUUUUCUCUAUUUACCCCUAGCUAAUGAG
Molecule: messenger RNA, 1564 nt
Organism: Ilex paraguariensis (yerba mate)
Lineage: Eukaryota; Viridiplantae; Streptophyta; Magnoliopsida; Aquifoliales; Aquifoliaceae
Source: the annotation of a GenBank genome assembly